AAUGGGCUACCGAGCCGGUGGCAAAGCUCCGCGGCGACGCCAUCAUCGGCCUUCUGCUUAGCGCUUGCUGCACCGCAAACCUUGCAGCCACAUCCCUUCAACACACCAAGCACUGGCCAUCAGAGAGACGGGUUACUCACCGACCAAGCCGCAAAGAGGAUAAAGGAAAAAAAAAUCCCCUCCUGGAUGAUAAGCGUAAGAAAGCUUACUUACUCCCUAUAG
Messenger RNA from Trichoderma asperellum CBS 433.97, 222 nucleotides. NCBI's taxonomy places the organism in Eukaryota, Fungi, Ascomycota, Sordariomycetes, Hypocreales, Hypocreaceae. The record is from RefSeq and is a predicted model, not a curated record.